UGGGUCCACCUUUGAUAUUUCAAAAUCUCGGCUUCAUUUCAAACCCAGAGAGAAAACCAUUUUUAGAUAAAAGUAGAACCAAUUAAAAAAGAAAAAAAAAUGGACAAAAUUUGAAUGAAUAGAGACUUGUUGCUUCUGGGCUUUGGAUAAUACUAGCAGUUCCCUAUAUCAUUUGAGUUGUUGUCUCUCAAUUCUUUUUCUCUGACAGUACACACAUCUUUGACUAGCAAAAUCUGAAAUCUUGAAUCCCCAGAAAAAGGCUAAUUCUUGAAAUCUGCCUCUUCAGAUUUUAUGGGUUUACACUAAUGUAUGUGCAUUUUAUCUUUUUGUUGUUCUUUCUCGGUUUCAUUCCUAGUCUUGGAGACAAUAAACUGAAAUGGGCUAGCAUUUGGAUCUUUUUUUUUCUUGAUUUUUUUAGUUCAGGUGGAUAUUGUGCUAUGAGGUUUUAGGAGAUUAAUACUAUUGGUUAUUGAGAUGGAAAAGAGGAAAUGGUUGUGGAAGAGGAAACCUUCCGAUAAGAGCCCUGGUGAAACGGAGAGUUCUGGUUCAUUGUCUUCGCAUUCAGAGAGAUACUCUGAUGAGCAGUUGGAGCAGGAUGCACUGAAAGAAUUUUCUGACCAUGACAAGCAGUCACCAGAGAUAACCUCAAAAGCUGCAACUAUUGAUGAUGAAGCCAAGGAAAGCUUGAGAAGUUUGACAGAGAAGUUAUCAGCUGCUCUUGUUAAUGUUAGUGCCAAAGAAGACUUAGUUAAGCAGCAUGCAAAAGUAGCUGAAGAAGCUAUUGCGGGUUGGGAAAAGGCAGAAAGUGAAGUUGCAGUUGUAAAGCAACAACUAGAUGCAGCCGUGCAGCAGAACUUGUCUUUGGAAGUUCGUGUCAGCCAUCUUGAUGGUGCACUAAAGGAAUGUGUCAGGCAGUUGAGACAAGCUAGGGAUGAGCAAGAGAAACGAAUUCAAGAAGCUGUUGUAGAGAAAAAUGAAUGGGAAUCUGAAAAAGCUGCACUUGAAAACCAGCUACUUAAGCUCCAGUCACAAGUAGAGACUUGCAAAGCUGAAACUCCUACUUCUACUGAUCCUGAUAUCCUUGUCAGGCUUGAUUGUCUGGAGAAGGAGAAUACAGCUCUCAAAAUUGAGCUUCACUCUUGUUCAGAGGAGUUGGAAAUUAGGACCAUCGAGAGGGAUUUGAGCACUCAAGCAGCAGAAUCCGCCAGCAAGCAGCACCUAGAAAGCAUAAAAAAGGUGACCAAGCUUGAAGCUGAGUGUCGAAAGCUUCAGGCCACGGCGCGCAAAGCAUCCCCAUUUAGUGAUCAACGUUCCUCUGCUGUUUCAUCUUACUAUGUAGAGUCUGUCACUGAUAGUCAGUCUGAUAGCGGAGAGCGGUUAAAUACAGUCGAUAACGAUGGCCUUAAGAUGACUAAACUGGAAACAAAUGAAUAUGAACCAAGUUGCUCUAAUUCAUGGGCUUCGGCACUCAUUGCUGAGCUUGAUCAAUUUAAGAAUGAAAAGGCCACGCAUAAAACUCUUGCUGCCUGUUCCAUUGAAAUUGAUAUGAUGGAUGACUUCUUGGAGAUGGAACGACUUGCUGCAUUAUCUGAAACUGCUAAUAAGACACCUUCAAUUACAUCUGAUGCUGUUCCUCAUGACUCACCCAAUGUCGAGAACCCUUUGGCAGCAGAAUAUGAUUCCAUUUCACAAAGGGUGGCUGAAUUAGAACAAAAGCUGGAGAAGAUAGAAGCAGAGAAAGCUGAACUGGAGAAUGCUUUAAGCGAGUGUCAAGAUGCCCUUAAGGUGUCCUCUGUGCAUCUUAAGGAAAGUCAAACCAGAUUGGAAGAGCUGCAGAAGGAGCUAGAUGCAGUGAAUGAAUCAAAAGAGUUGCUUGAGUUUCAACUCUUCGGCAUGGAGGUAGAAGCACGGACCAUGUCUGCAAAUAUUGGUUCUUUGAAGACAGAGAUUGAAAGAGAACAAUCCUUGUCAUCAGACAUGGAAGCUAAGUGUCGUGAAUUGGAAAAUGAGCUCCAGAAAAAAGACCAGAAAGUUGAACUUCAGCAAACUUUUGGUUCAAACGGUGAAGUGAAAAUAAAACAGGAGGAUUUAGCAGUGGCUGCUGACAAGCUUGCAGAAUGCCAGAAAACAAUUGCAUCCCUUGGAAAACAGCUACAGUCCCUAGCCACUCUGGAAGAUUUCCUGAUAGACACUGCAAAUCUUCCUGGGGGAGAAUCAGUUGUUGCUAAAGCGGGAGGAGAACUAUGGAAAUUGCAUGUAAACGAGACAUUUACCCCAAAAUGCGGUUCUGAUCCUUCCAAGGUCGAGGAAGAGAAUGCGAGUCAUUCUAUGAAUGGAAAUGAAGGGGAAUCAUCAGCAUCUUCAUCUACUUCAUCCGCUACUCAGGCGACCACUGCCAAAAGCAAAAAUGGUUUUGGGAAAUUGUUUUCUCGGAGUAAGAGCGGACUCCCAACGCUAAAAGUUAAUGACGAUAAAUAACUAGAGGGAAGCUGGAAUAUAAUUUUACGGGACAUCAAUUGGUAAAAAGUUGCAUGGCUGAUCAAAUUCUGUUUGAUAAGCAUACUGUUUGCUUCAAGAGUUAUGAAAAGUGUUCAGAAGUUUCAAAUGGCAUUAGAUCUUGAAUUUACACUGCUUUGGCUGUUCUCCCUCUUUUUAUUUAAUCCCUCUCAGCAGAUUUUUGUAUCCAUUUCUUGAACAUAACUAUCCCCUAGAGAAAAGAACCUUAUAGGUUUGUUUA
Messenger RNA from Nicotiana tabacum (common tobacco), 2737 nucleotides. Its product is annotated as filament-like plant protein. Lineage: Eukaryota; Viridiplantae; Streptophyta; Magnoliopsida; Solanales; Solanaceae. The record is from RefSeq and is a predicted model, not a curated record.